This is a messenger RNA of Marchantia polymorpha subsp. ruderalis, 11489 nucleotides long. The record is from the annotation of a GenBank genome assembly. Lineage: Eukaryota; Viridiplantae; Streptophyta; Marchantiopsida; Marchantiales; Marchantiaceae.
AGACAGGUUGCCACUCAGUGUGACGAUGGUCACUGCUGAUUGGCGAAGAAAUCCGACAGGCGAGUUGCCUUCCUGCUCAAUGUAAGAGGCAUAGGCCCGGAAACUCCGAUUAGUCACAUGGCUGGAAAUGGUUAUGGGGAUUUCUCGCCACCUCGAGAAGAAAAUCCCGAGGACGAUGCACUUCCUCGACCCCUUUCUGUUGAACACGCGGACGAAACUAGUGAUGUCAGUGCUUCUCUGUUCAAAGAGAUGACCAGCGAGGAAGAGAUGGAGGAGGUUGCAUCUGGCAUCCAGAACCAAAUUCGGAUAGGUAAAGACGGCAACUUGAACAAUGAGGUGGGCGAUGGCGACACGGAUGGAGAUUCAAGCGGCGAAGAGGGCUCUCUGUUUGAAGAUAUCGACGGUGAGGACGAAAGUCAGUAUGCCGGACUCCGGGGCGUACAUCAAUCUGGCUAUGGUGGAACGCUGAACAGGGGGGCUGGAGCCAGUCAUGAAAUUUAUGUUCUUGGGGGCGGGAUUUCCGAGGAGGUCCCGUUUAUAAGUACUGGCGGAAAGGACCUCGAUGGACCAUACGAUGGAUCUCUUCCGCCGAACCUCGGUCUUCUGCCCCGGAAAGCAGAUGUAACUCUAGAUAACCUUGAAUCCAAAGUGGACAGAGUGAAGGACGAGUCUUCACUUCUUUCAGGGAUUGGUCGAGAUUACGGAACUUCCUCCGGAGAAGAAGGAGGCGAGGAUGGAGCCUUAGUGAGGUUAGCAGAUGCCAACUUGGAGGAUGGUCGAAAUUCAACUGUGCCCGUGCCUGAGGAUAGUCUUAAUCAACCUCAAGAAGGUUUCGGUCCCGGGAGGGUUUCCCCCAUGGCCUUUGGAAGGGACAGAACGUUGGGGGAGGAUAAGGCAAUGCCAUCGAGCUUAGGGCAACUUAGUGAAGCUCCAGACUCGUACGAAGCAUUAGAUGGACAGGACAAGACUUUGAACACGAAUUCUCCGAAAGAACGCGUGCGGAAAAGGGGGAGAGCAACUAGGGAACUUGGGGCUUUACUGAUGGAUUCCAACGCUGGCAGACGUGGAAAGCGAGCAUUCGAACUGCAGGGAGCUUGUGCUCUGGCAUCUGGGCAAGGCACUGCUGGGGAAUCAGGAGACGGCUUUGCAGCUUCUGAUGGGUUUGUGAAACCAUUUAUGGGUCCAGGCAGUACCAGCGAUGUGCGGAUUACUCGAAGCCAGGUGUCAGGCAGGUCAGGAUUGAAGGAUGAUAAUCUGGAUUCAAAGGUUCCUGAGGUAAGGGGUAUUGCAGAUGUCUCGGCCAAAAGGACGGGUAAGAGAAGCGUUACAAGGAGCCGUCUAGGCUGGGGAAAUGCCAACGAUUCCAGUCAGCAAAGUCCAGAAGUGGCUGGUAAGGGCGAGGGGAAGAGUUCAGCUACAGGCGAAGCUGUGGACGAUGUUCAACAGGUAGCUGAUGUUGUGCUUGGUGUUGUACAUGUGGAUGAAGAGCCAACUAAGUCAAAGCCCAAAGGAAAGUCAGGUGGUAGGGUGACAAAGGCACGAGCUCCGGGUAAAGCGGGGUGUGCAGAUGCUCUAGCGGAAGGACAAGCUGAUUUAAGGGAGAUAUUACCGUCUAGCCCAUUACGCAGUCGGGCUGAAGAUCUCGACGGAUCCGAAAUGUUGAUGAACUAUGAUAAAGUUGUGUGUCCUUUGCCCAGUGUCGAAUGUGGAUUGCAAGAUGCUGUGUGCAGUUUGAAUUCUCAGGAGACGGAGAUGGACGCAGUUAUGGAGAACAGUUUGGGGAGGAGGCGAAGUAAUAGACACGCUGCAAAAAUAGGAGAGAAGGUGGAGGUAGGUCAGCCGGCGAUUGCCAAUGGUAAAUUGCCGAAACAUUCAAAAGGGCGGAAACGGGCUUCUUCAAGUAAAGGUAAGAAGUCAGAGGAAGUUUCGGUUCUGAAGUUAGUCGAGAAACAGAACUCUGAAAUUGAAGAAGAGAAUUCUGAAUCAUUUGUAACACCAGAAGAGACCACCAUCGAGGUAUUGGAAGAUUCGGAAAAUCUUGCUAGAAAAUCUAAAGGGUCUCCUGCUAACCGCAAAUCCUCUGAAGUUUCUUUUCGAAAGAAGAAGAAAAAUUCCUCAUGUGUUUUAAGAGCUUCUUCCAUGGACAAGGUGAAUUUGAAGAGUGAGCUUGAACUGGUACCUCUGCUACCAAGCAAACAGGAAGGUGCAGGUGUUAAAGACAUUUCUUUGAUUGGAGAUGAUAAGAACACAUCAAGUAUAACAGGUGACACGAAAGAUAGUUGUCAGGAUACCAAGGGGAAAAAACACGCUGCAAAAAUUACGAGUGGAAGCCGAGAUGUUAGAAGGUCACAAGUCUUUGGGCGUGGAUUGGAUAUCAAAGACGAUGAAGAUCUCAGGAACACUGAGACCUGCACUUCGUCUGCGUGCGUGGAUUUACCUGAGCAGGUGUCCAAAGUAGGUAACAAAACUAUGAGGGGAAGUCGAUCAUUAGUAAAACUUGAUAGUGUCAGCUGCGAUGAGGAUGCUGAUUUGAGAAGAGCUGGAGGAAGCCAGGAUAGAGUUGCGGAGUGCGGAUUAGACCCUUCACGUAAGGACGAUGGUGAAAACUUGGAAGGUGAUAAUUGUAGGGAUUUCAGGGAGGAUGUUGGUUCUGCAACUUCAUGCGAUAGUUUAGUCAAGAAGGAAGGUGAGGUUGGCGAUAUGAACCAGGGCUUUGCUCCCGAUACUAGUCUCCCUGGUAGUGGAGGUUGUGGAGAUCCCGAUAAGACUGAAAUGGGUGACUUAGCCAAUCAACCUGAAUUAACAGGGAGUGGGAAGGCGAGGACUAGACAACGUCGAGCAACUCAUCAACAGGAAGGAGCUCAGUUGGGCACUCAGACGAGCAGGAAGGGGAAGAAAGGAGGUAGGAAGAAAGACAUAUUAGGCUCCACUGGACUUGGUGUGUCCUCAGAGAAAGAUGUAAAUUUGGUGAGUAAGAGGAAGUCAAAGGGCAGAGAGAAAAGAGGAUCAGUCUUGGAUGCAAGUGACAAAAAUGGUCCGGAUUUUAUUAAGGAGAUGGCUGUAAAUAAGCAGGUUGGAGAAGUGACUUUCGUUGCAUGUGCAAUGAAUGCGGUUGAAUCUGUUUCCCACAACGAAGAGUUGGAAAAUGUGCAUGGAGAACAAGCAUUUAUCAAGGAGGAAGGAAACUUCACAUCCCUAGGACUUGAUAUUGAGGUCUCGAAGAGACGGAAGAUGGGUAAUUCUGUUAAGGCCUCUGCUGUUGAGCUGGCCACUGAUAAAACCAAAGUCUCAGCAGAAUCUUCUCUGGCAGGAGGAGCUAAGUCUUCCCGUUGUGCUAACAGUGUACAAAAGAAACCCAAAAAGUCUAUUGUCUCUAGCUCGGAAGCGACUGCUUCUGGGACGAAGAUAAAAUCCGAGUCUAAUCGUCCAUCAAGGGCAAAGGGUAUGGUGAUUAAGGCUUUGUCAAGUAUCAAGGAUCAAACUGGUGACAAAGCUGCCGUAAGUUCACAAGACGAGCUUGUUAACCCUGUUAAUGGAAGUCAUAUGGCCCAUUCAGAAGGAUUAAGUCUUAAGUUUACUGGCGUCGAUGAAGUGGGUGGAAGCGUGGAGACUAGACCGUUGGAUGAUGCAGAUGCCGCAAGGGGACGGGAAGAAGUAAAGGAUUCCUCGAACAUAAUCUGUGGGCAGAGUUCCCAGGAUCUUGACAAUUUUGACAGCCCAGAAGACACUGGAGCAGUUGGGGAAGACAUGUCUAGUGGAGUCACGGAGGGCGAUGCCAAUGAGAAUGAAAGAACUGAGGCGGGAGUUGCCGAUGUAGGAAUUCCUAGGAAAAGUUGGGUUCUUUGUGAUGACUGCAAUAAAUGGCGCUGCAUCCCUGUUGAACUGGCUGACCAAAUUGAUGACACAAACGCCAAAUGGUCUUGUCGAGACAAUCCAAAUCCGGACUACGCCGAUUGCUCAAUUCCUCAGGAGAAGUCAAAUGCGGAGAUCAACGAAGAAUUGCAAAUAUCAGAAGUCUCAGUGACUGAGGAAGGGGAUGACAAGGACGGGAUUGAUUCCAAGCUCAUGGAGAUUGGGUCAGGAAGUGGAGAUAACAAACCUGCUGUCUGGAAGUUGAUUCGCCGUAACAUCUUCCACCAUAGACGGACAAAGGCGCAAGGAAGUGAUGAGAUAAUGGUCUGUCAGUGUACGCCGCCAGAAGAUGGCGGUGUUGGAUGCGGAGAUAAUUGUCUCAACCGGGUACUCAAUAUCGAGUGUGUCCAAGAGCAUUGUCCAUGUGGGGAGGCUUGCUCCAAUCAGCAGUUCCAAAAGAGGAUGUAUGCACCUGUUGCAACCUUUAGGUGUGGGAAGAAAGGCUUCGGGCUAAAAGUUUUGAAAUAUACCCCCAAGGACUCUUUUCUCAUCGAGUACGUCGGGGAGGUGCUAGAUGUCGGUGCAUUUGAAGAGCGACAACAAGACUAUGCUCGGAAUGGCCAAAAGCAUUUCUAUUUUAUGACGUUGAGCAGCACGGAGGUAAUUGAUGCUUGUUCCAAAGGUAACUUCGGGAGGUUUAUCAAUCACAGUUGCGAACCGAACUGUAAGACUGAGAAGUGGAUGGUCAACGGAGAAGUUUGUAUCGGAUUGUUUGCCAUCAGAGACAUAGCAGAGGGUGAAGAAGUCACAUUUGACUACAACUAUGUGCGAGUUCGAGGCGCAUCGGCGAAGAAGUGUGAAUGUGGUUCUUCACAAUGUCGAGGAUUUAUUGGGGCUGAUUCUGAGACGCCCAGAGCUGUAGUUGAGAGCGAUUCAGAAGAUGAUGAAGAUCCUGAACCCAUCAUGAUCGUUAACAGUGAUGAGGAGGAUAAUCAUGUAGACGAGAGUAAAGUGACACCUUUGAAAAAGAUCAAAGAUGAUUUUGCUUAUCGUGAGACCACCUCAACUCGACCGAGCAGGAUUAAACGCAAGUUGGUGCCUGUCAAAGAUAAAGUUCCGGUUGCUGUGAAGCGUAUCAAGACCAGUAGUACUUCAAGAAAGAGUAGUAUAUCAAAUCCAAAGGGAUUGACAGUCGACGUCGGUCGGCAUGAAGGAGCCCGCGCUCUUUCGAGUGAUGUACAAGAAAAGUUGGAUGAUCUGCUCGACAAGAGAGGUGGUCUGAAGAAGAGAAAGGAUGUGGCUGCACAGUACUUGAAGCUGUUGGUUUUACAAUAUGCAUCCGGAGACAACAAGAAGGAUGCAGCAGCUUGCAGUGUUCGGGACAUUUCUUUGUUAUUGGAGGCUCUUCUGAGGACAUCAUCACGUUCAGUCCUUUCCGACAUAAUGAAAAUGAAUGGAUUGAGAAUGCUUCAUCACUUUAUUAAACAACUUCGAAAGCAAUGGGAUAAGACACCUAUUCUUCGCAAACUGAUGAAGGUUCUCGAGCUGCUCGCUUCAGAUCGUGUGCGUGUUCUGACGGAGAACAUGAUCAACUCGGCUCCACCUUGUCAGGGAAUGGAGAGCUUUUCCGAGUCUCUCUUUGAAUUGACUCGUCACAGAGAUCCAGAGGUGUGUCACAUGGCUCGUCGGUUCAGAAAUAGAUGGAUACCUCCACGACCACAGAUUUAUGAGCAACAGAACAAAGGACCUGAAAAGUCCCCACAACUAUAUCUCAAGUCCGGUUCGCCCGCUCGAAUGCUGUCUUCAAGCCAAAUGCAGCUUGAUAGUAGUCAGUUUUCAUCCCCACAAAAGCAGAGUCCGACCUCGGUGGCUUUGAAAGGGGCGGAAGCAUCGAAGGUUGUCAGCGGCUCAUCAGCGUCGAAUGGAUCUCAAGGAAUUACUUUCUCAACUCAAUCUAAAGUUGGCACACUUCCUACAGAUGAAAGCACGGCUCUUAAACCUGCUCAAGGUGAGGUGUCAAUGCAGAAUGGUCCUCACACUGAGACAGGGAAGGAUGAAAAGGUGAAACGCAAACGAGUUUCUCGAUGGGAUGCUCCUGCCAAGGUAGAGAAGGGCACUUAUGAGCCUAUCGUUGCUGCAAGUGCUGCUGAUGUGCCAGUUGCUGAUUCAAGUCUUCCAAGUAGACAAACUUCUGUCCCUUCAGCACCUCAAACGCAAGCAGCAUCAGCACAGCCUCAGUUCCAAGGAUCAAGCAGAGAGAUUAGUAAGAAACAAAGACAGUUUGGGCCAAAUCAUGAAAAUGUUAAUAGAGGUGUACCAUAUCGAUACGAAGCUCCUGUUGGUAAGCAGGGCUCUGAGGAGAUGUUAGGUACAUCUUCAGGUCAGCCCACUAACAUACCACCGCAGCAUGCUUGGCAAUCUACUUAUCCUGGGGCACCACCAAGUUGGCCCUCAACGUCCACUUCUGGUGGCCAAGAUCCUGCGAGGUUGCCGUUCGGUGUUACAUCUGGUCAACCACAACUGCACCCAGGCUGUACUCCCGGUGUUCCACAACGAAGACCUGAGCCAGGAUAUGGAAUCCCUGCACAACCUCAUGCUCCUGGUCCUUUGUCUGUUCCACCUGCCAUGCAGAUGAAUGGUCCUUUGAUGAUCCCCACUGGACCAGUACCUCUCCAUCUAGGCCCCCAACAAGUUCCUCUCACGAAUCCAGGACCACCACACGGAGGUGUUCCUUUACCAGGUACGACCUAUCCUGGCUGCCCGCCAGCACACAUGGGCUUGGGAGGACCUCCUCACCAGCUUCUACAUGGGAUGACCCCAAACAUGCCAAAUGGUUACCCGCAAGGUGUCCAUUAUGGACCAUGGGGUCCAGCUCCUGUUAUGCCACAUUUUGCAGGUCCACCAGCUUUCCCAAUGGAUGAAAGCCGAAGGUUUUUGCCACAAGCUACAUGGCUUCCCAACUCAAGUAUAUAUAAUGAGGAUGUAUCAUCUCAAAGGACGUCAGUUAGUGGGGAAAUUUUGCCUUCAAAUGGAGACUUGCCACCCAAUGGUGUUCAAUCUGCAGGAGACGUGGAGCCUGAACCUCCUGUACCAGGUCUCUCUCCCCCGACGACCUCAAGUACUCAUGAUCUUGCCACAUCAACAAACCCUUGCCCGAGAGAGCUAUGUCAAGAACAGAAGAUGCCACCUGAGUUUUUAGAUCCUAGAAGAUGUGGUGAAAGUUUUAUCGCAAACGAAGUCCCGGAUACAAGACGAGACAGGGAUCAUGGUCCGGAGUAUUACAGAGCCGGAAUUUCUGACAUGGGAUGUGGGUUUCAAGAGGAACACUGGGACGAUCCAGAGUCUCAGAGUUUCAGGGAUCAUGUCUUUUUCUUGGUAAAGAGUCGGGUUCGAAGACAUAAGUUAAAAACCAGAGACAUAGAUAAAUUUUGCACCAAACUGGCGGAUGUUAUUGUAAGGAAAGAGGUGGCAAAAUGCCUUGAGCACAGAAAUCAGGGAAGCGAGAAAAUCAUAGUGAGAAGCAAGCUUGCGGAGAAGGUGGAGUCUUACGUCGACAAUCAAGUGGAGCAAUUUUCACGAAAAUGUGACAGAAGCUACAAAAGUGGAGACACUGCUAGGUAGAUUAGGGGACGAUCUAGCAGGAAUUUGCGAGAUCGUUAACCACUCAUUUAUUUGUUUGUAGGACAAUUGAAAAAUUUCUCCGAUAAUCAGUUGCCCAAGAUGGGAAGGUCGUGUUUCUUCUUUGGAACUCUUCACUUCUAAAGCCAUGCAUAGGGGCAACGCACAAAUUUGACUUGGUACUGCUGCCAUUUUCUUGUCCACUAUCUGAAACAGAGAUGCUGUUGAGAAAUACAGUUCAUCUGAGGCUCUUUCAAUCUCGUAUUGCAGUCAUGUACCCGAUCCUCUAUGAACCCAGCUCUCAUUUACCCCUGCAAUGAGUCUAACAAUUUUGGUGUUGAUGAUCCAGGAUCAUCAUACCUCCAGUGCGAUCAACCUCUGAACCCAACCUCGAAAUUCUGCUAGAAGUGCUUUACUGUCGAAGAGGUUUAAUGUGGUAAACCACCAGGUUUUCCUAGCACAUUGUUUACCGCACGACCUUCAGGAUCCCCAUCAAGGUUCGAUGUCCUGCUUGAUUAAUCUCAGUUAUUGUGAGCCUCGCAAGUUACCUCGAUAACUUCCGGGUUCCUGGUCAAUCCGUGUAAAAAAUGCAUGUAGCUUCACCCUGGGUAUGGUAAACAAAUUACCGGAGACCCUUUUUGUGCAAUAUCUUAUCCCUUAAGCAUAAGGAGAGAUUUGGAGGUAAAUUCGAUCACGCCUGAGGCUAGACUUUUCUCGAAAACCUCUGACAGUUAUUUGUCAGUUUGACGGGGAUUGUCGGCGUCCAGCCCGAAUGCCAUGCUAGUCUUGCUGUUUUUGUUCAUCACAGUAGAUAGUCGUGUUAGUUUAGACAUUUCACAAUUCAUUGGACGAACCUCUUCCUUCAAUCUAAAGUCUUUUACUUCGCAUUCUACUGGAUUGAAACUAUGUUCCAGCGGGAUGGUGGACAGAUUAUGUUGUCUUAGGUUUGUGCUUCACUGCCUUUAGAAUCAGAGUGUGCACUGUAGUCAUGUCACUGUUCGAUUAAAUGGUACGAAUGUUGCGUAAAGGCGGAGCUGCUGGCGGCGAAGGCACCCAACCCAAGAAGUAAUAGGUUGCUUGGACGUCCACGUUAGGUAGUAUCUUAUUGCAAGUUAGAUUGUGCGGAGCAGUCAUGGGUCACUGUAGGCCACCACCAGUGAGUUUAUCGGCAUAAUUUCUGUACAGAACAUUGAGCAGUUCAUUUAGAUGGUCGAAAGAAAUCACCACGAACGCGAUUGCGUCAGAACUUUUCCAAGAUACGUUAAUGUGGAAGGGGUUUUGAUGGGAAGAAUGGUGUACAGUGUACUUACUUCUCGAAACAUGUAUCCUUUUAUGAUGGCACAAAAGACUACAGCUGCAGUUGUGUAUUUGAUUUCGUACUGUUGAUCGUGUACGCGGAAGGGUUAAUGUCGUGUUUUAAUCUCGACAUUUCGUGCAGGCUCAGAAAUACUCAGAAACUUCCGCUCACGCUUUUUAAUCAAAUCGAAAGGAGGGACCAAUAUAUUUCUAUGUCACUCCCCAAGCGGGGCCAUGAAUCAGUCUCCAACAUGUUCUAACUCUUGCUGUAAUUGGACAAGCACUGUUACGAUGUGAAUGUUGUAUCGACCAUCAGCUGGCGUGAUUGAACCUAAGAGUUGAUGAGAUUGUGAGGUUUUGCCUGCCGAAUGAGGUUUCUGAGCCCUGCAUGCAGACUUUGCGUCUCUAGAGUGCAGCAGGACUGCAGGGCAACACUUCCAUUGUCUCCAUCACCAAAGAGUAGAUCAGGCUUCAGACAAGGAUCUCGGAGAGUAAUCAGGGCCAAGCACCACGGGCUUACUCAACCGACGACUUUUAGACCGCCCUCUGUUGCUCCUUAUUGUUCCAUGUCAUGAAGGUUUUAACGCUCUUUGCAGAGGUCGAUGGCGAAGACAGACAACGGGAGACACCAAUAAGCGACUCUGAGACCUGCGUGACCGGAGAAUCAAAUUAAGCUUCGUCGUGUACAGUGAAUGCUCGUUUACAAUCUACUCGAGCCGCGCAGCCCAGCCACUGCGCAGUCAGACAAUUCAUGCCGCUUUUCUUCACACUAAGUUUAGAUGCGGCGAGAGAAGCGUGGAGCAUCACUCUACGGAGGCCAUCUUCUUGGUGCUUUGCUUUACCAGCCAGAUGACGAUGCGACUGUGGCAGUUUCAGCUUCACUCGAGUUGAAUUCUACAGCAAUCCACGAAGAGACAGCCGAGCAGCGACGUUACUCGGAGAGCCCCGAGAAUUGUCGCUCGGCUAUUCACAUCCCCUCUGUUACGAUGUCUUUCCAGCUGAAUCUUGGCCGCAUGUCACGUGUUGCUUUGUGGUCCGGGAUACUCCUCCCGUACAGUCAUUCGGAACUACGUACAGGAAUGUAAUACAGUAUCUGUAUCUGGUUGGAAGCUUUGACUUUCGCAGCUAUCCAGUAGAUUCGAACUGUGGCCAGUCUCUUCGCCCUGGAAUGUAGAGUUCUCACCAACAAAUUAUGCACAUCCAACAUCUGUCACCUUGUCCAUUCAACAAUCUGAACAAGAUAAACCGGACCUAUGAUUGUUGAGCAAAGCAACGGAAGGGGUGAAUGUGCUUCUCGUUGUAACUCGAGGAACCACAUCCCGCCUCCGUAGGGACCUUAGUAACUACUUGUCGGUUUUCACUGUCAGUAGCGCCGAGUGAACUUCUGCGAUUGCCAACGGAUUAUGGGCUAACUUUCGAUCACAUCUCAGCGUGUGCUAUGGAAUAUUCGAGUCUGUAGACCGAGGAUUGGCGCAAUUUGCUGCAAUUGUAAUAAUCAGAUAGCCUCUUUAUGAGGUCAUCUGGAACUGAGCACACAAGUUUCAGAGCAAUUCAUUUCUACUUUACAUGUGUGUCUCUUCUUUCCAAGAUGACUGAGCUGUCAUCAACAUACAACGGCUAGUACGACGGCUCGUAGUAAUAAGCCUUUAUAAUGUCGAAGAUGGAUAUUUUAUUCGAUGUGAUUCAUGGUAACAGAAAAGGCUUGGGAGGAGGCGGGGACCUGUAAUUUGUUGUUUGCGCGAGGGGGCCUCAACUUGUACUGUUUCAAGAUUCGUAAACUUUCUGGUCAAACCAUUACAUUAAAUGCACUUCUGUCACUCAUAUGGAUUCCAACCCAACGAGACUUGUUUUGAGUGAUUGCACGGAAGAAGUCAUAGACUGAGCUAACUGCAAGGUAGGUGCAGACUUUUCAUCAUGAGGUGACUAUUGAACUUCAUUUCAUCCUUGCGCCCCAGUCUAAAAGGUGACAUGUUUUCGGACUUUUCACAGUAAUAAGAACGGGUUCAUGUUUAUGGUCAUCUUUACCCUUUUACUCAGUAGUGUUGUCCGAGCUUCAAACUUCGAAGAUUCCCUUGUUGUACUUGUCGAUUCCUCCAGCAUUUACACGACCAAGAUAAGAGAGAAAACGAGGAAGAGGUAAUUGAUGAGCAUCAGAGUUAAGAGGCAUUUGUUGCAGUCGUUGUUCCUGAUUGUUUGCAAAUCACACCACUGUACCCAGUUCAUGUCUAACAGUUCUAAUUUGCGCAGAUGGCGUACUCCUGUACAAGAUCGUCUUGGAGAUGCGAGGAAGAUGAACAGUCUUGGUCUUCCUGGCAUCGGCGUCGAACAGCAAAAGAAUCCCAUUGCCUUUCCGCCAUGUUCCCUUCUGAUUCUCAAGAUCUGUCAAUGUGUACAUACAUACUCAGAUCUUACCUUUACUGAAGGGAACAAAUGGAGUAAGUUCCCUACAUCGAGAUGUGUAUUCUAGGCUGGAAAAAGGUUUGAAGUUGAUAAAUGAUGGUCCUAGACUAUGACUAGCUCUUAUGACUAGACGAGGAAGAUGGUAACAUGCUCCUCUUGCGAUUAUGAACAACCAUGACUGUUCAGAGAAGACUGGGCCUAGUUUUCUUCGAUUAAAUAAACGGAAACAGAGAUUAGAGGAAAUGUGAAUUCCGAAUUCGAUCCUUGUUUUGAGGCCCCUUCGUGGUCUGUGCCUUGAUCUUGAGAUGCUAUGCGAACACACA